Molecule: messenger RNA, 2653 nt
Organism: Paramisgurnus dabryanus
Lineage: Eukaryota; Metazoa; Chordata; Actinopteri; Cypriniformes; Cobitidae
Gene: smap1
Product: small ArfGAP 1
Biological process (GO): regulation of clathrin-dependent endocytosis
Cellular component (GO): cytoplasm
Molecular function (GO): metal ion binding; GTPase activator activity
Source: RefSeq, a predicted model, not a curated record
CUUCCGGUCACUUCCUCCAAUCGGCCAUAUUCCGCCGAUCUGUCUCAAGUCAGCACCGCAGCCGUUAGCCCAUCAUAGUUUCAUUCAUCGGGGGAUGGUCUUCAUUUUAUUUUGCUUCAACUGAACUAGAGUGAAUCGGGGGAAAGGCAGGUGAUUUUAUCCGGAGACGUUGACAGAAAACCGGCCGAGAUGACGACGCGAUCGGAGAGGGAAAAGGCUCAGAAACUGAACGAACAGCAUCAGGCCAUUCUGUCUAAAAUGCUGAGGGAGGAUGAUAACAAAUACUGCGCCGACUGCGAGGCGAAAGGACCUCGAUGGGCUUCUUGGAAUCUCGGUGUGUUUAUUUGUAUCCGCUGUGCUGGAAUCCACCGGAACCUGGGAGUGCACAUAUCACGCGUCAAAUCAGUCAACCUAGACCAAUGGACCCCCGAGCAGAUACAAAGUGUGGAGAACAUGGGCAACACCAAGGCAAGACAGCUGUAUGAAGCUCAUCUCCCAGAAAAUUUCAGACGGCCACAAACUGACCAAGCUGUGGAGUUCUUCAUCAGGGACAAGUAUGAGAGGAAGAAGUAUUAUGAUAAAAACGCUGUCAAUGGAGCCAUUAAGUCCUCUGAUGCUGCUUUGCCUUCAGUAUCGUCACCCUCUUCGCAAGCGGCUGAGAAAAGCAAGCUUGAGAAGGAAAGAGAAAAGAAAAAGGAGGAGAAGAAGAGGGAAAAGGACACAAAUAAUGGGAACAAGCAAGCAGCUUUUGAGAAGAAAAGAGAAGAUAACCAGAUAGAUUCCAGAGCCAGUCCUAAAAAGAAUGUUGAGCCCGCCAUCGACCUGCUAGGUCUCGAUGCACCCACAACAGGCAGUGGGGUGGGAACAAGCAGUGCUGCUCCAAUCAGUGAUGACCUAGACAUUUUUGGACCAAUGGUAUCCAACCCUCUUCCCUCAAGCACCAACACAAACCAGGCCAAUUCCACUAAGACAGCUGUGAGUGCUCAGUCCGUCUCCUCUGGAGGUCUGGUGGCAGGAGCUGCAGGAACAGGAAGUGCUGUUCCGGCACAAGGAGAUCUGGACCUGUUUAGCGAAAACAGUGGAAGCAGCAAAGCAGAGGACUCGGCCAAGAAACCGCUCUCCAAGGACUCCAUUCUCUCCCUCUACGGCUCCAGCGCCGUCCCACAACAGCCUGCACAAGCGACUGCGAUGUUCAUGGGGCCUUCGCAGAUGCAGUUCCCAGCGCAGCCGCAGGGAAAUUUCCAGGCCUUCCCUGGGAUGGGAGGGGCCAUACCACCCACUACCAUGAUGGGGCCCGUCAUGGGCCAGGGCGGAGCUAUGAUGGGCCAGAACACGGGCAUGAUGGUUGGCAUGACGAUGCCCAAUGGUUUCAUGGGAAAUGCACAGCCGGGGGUGAUGGGCUUGGCCCCGGGCAUGAUGGGACCUCAGGGCAUGGUGCCCCCUCAAAACAUGUAUGCCAUGCAGCCAGGUCAGCAGGGCCAGUGGAAUAUGGCACAGAUUAACCAGCAGAUGUCUGGAGUGAACCUUAACGGUUCCGCUGCUCCGGUGGCGUUCGGCCCACCCGGUGCCACCAUGGGCGGCUGGGUGGCACCGCCCUCCGGUCAGACCCUUAGUACCCAGCUCUGGAAGUAAAUGGAUGAGGGAAGGUGGAUGAACGGGGGGCAAAUCAUCUCUCCAUCUCUCCUCCAGCACCACCUGCACCCAGUUUUAUUCAUGUACUGUUUAUUUCCCUUUUCUCUCCCAUCAUUACCGCUCUGGAGAGCAUCAGCUCAACCUGACCUCUGUGUGUUGAUCAAGUGAGCAGGAGCGUGGAGUUAAAGAGACUGGAAGCUUUGUCCGUCUUAUUUGCAUUUUUUUCUUCUAUAUAUAUAAAUAUAUAUAUUUUUGGGGGGUUCAAAACACACACAUAUCAGCUAUAAAAGCUGCUGGACCAAUUAUACAGGCUUCUCUAAUAAUAUAUCUCUACCAAAUCAAUAGUGAUUAAUAGUAUUUAAAUGACAGAGGUAUGGCUAUCAUAUUUGUGACCACCCCCUCUCUCUUUCCUAACUUCUGUGUCCCAGAACCCUGUAGCGGAUAUCGUAUAGACCCAUGUAAUGUAUGUAUUCAUGAGAAAACCCUCGCCCCCCAACCUAUCACAUCCGUGUAGCUCCACGACAAACUUCAUUAUUACUGUGAUGUUUUAAUGUGUGCGUUACAAAGAAGCACAGUGAGUGAAAAGCAAAUAAACCUGGACGACUUUACAUCUGUUACUGCUAACGGGGGCGGGGAUAUAGAUUAAGGUGAAGCGGGGUUUGUUACAAGCAAAACAUUUUAGCCAGUUUUGGAGAGUAUGGAGUCAACAAAAGCGUGCAAUUAAACACAUGCGAUCCAACGCUGUAGCAGAGCAUUUUUCCGCUGAGACAGGUUCUCUCUGCUGUGCAAUAAUAUAAACAUCUUCAUCUUGUCAUCCAGGUUUAUUUCUAAUGUGUUUACAUUUUCUGGUGCCUAGUACAGAGACAGAAAUGUUAUUUCGUGCAUUAAACAGUGAAUAGCCAUGAACUAUUGUGUGAUCAUUUUGUCUAAUGACGCAUUUAUUGUAAAGUUAUGUUCUCCCGAUUUCACCCAUCCUUUUUUUUUUGCUUUUAAAGAGGAAUAAAGACAGUUGUAAUCCAAA